This is a messenger RNA of Anopheles merus, 4177 nucleotides long. RefSeq names its product transcription termination factor 2. The record is from RefSeq and is a predicted model, not a curated record. The coding region runs from base 279 to 3860 and encodes 1193 amino acids. Lineage: Eukaryota; Metazoa; Arthropoda; Insecta; Diptera; Culicidae. Gene Ontology annotation, molecular function: protein binding; ATP hydrolysis activity; ATP binding. The transcript is spliced from 5 exons.
UUCAUCCUCAGCAACGGAUGUUUUCUGCAUUCUGCUAACAAUAGCGUACCCACUUCAUGCUGCAGCUUCGUGUAUUGUUGUUGUACGCCAGAAGAAACACGUCGAAUCCUGUUUUACUUUGUUCAGUGUCGUACAAAUUGUGCAAACACCCUUGAAGUGCUUGCGUGAAAAAGGGCGUCAAAACAAGCAAUACAGCAAUUGCAGCCAUUUUCGAACUCAGGUGUGGUGAUUUGGUUGUAUUGGGGUAAAGGACUUGUGCCGAGCAAAAUAGCACCAAGAUGUCAGCUCAGAACAUCUUUGUGGAGGAUUCGGCCGAAGAGGAUUCGUUUCAAGAUCACCAAUCGUUCAGUACGCAUCGGGAGGCAGAAUCGAUCGUGAUCGAAGAAACCGACUCCGAUUCGGAAGCGAUGAACUCUUCCGCUGCCAGCAGUCGCAACUCCUCCAGCGAGGAGGAGGAGGAGGAGGAAAGCGUAGUACGGCAGAUGAAGAAACGUCAAAGUGUGCGAAUGUCCCUGCAUCCGAUACACGCGGAAAGUGAGAGCAGCGAUGAGGAUGAGGCGAAGGAGGAGGGUCAGGAUGAAAGUAACGAUGUGUCUGCUGCUGCUGGAAAGCUCGUCCUCACCAGCGAUGAAGAAGAUGGCGAGGAAGAGGUGGAACGGCGAGCAUAUUCUCCAGCGACGCGUAUGAGCAUCCAUGGUAUAGCGCCCGCUGAGACAACCGAGGACGAGGACACACCAACCGCAGCAAGCAGUGACGGUGGUAGUGAUGAUGAGGAAGAAAUCAUAGCUGUCCCUCGUAAGCAGCGCAAAAAUUUGAUCAUUUCCGACGACGAAGAGGAAGAAGAUCGCAAACGCAGUCGAAAUAACAUGUCGUUCAAUGCGGACGGUACGCCUCGCCCGUAUCCCAAGCGUCGGAAUUUGUCCACCACGUCACCGCUGGAGCAGGAAGAGCAGGAGUCGGUCAACACAAAGCUGUCGUCGUCGCUGAAGUCGGACGAGAUGGAGCGAUCGAGCGAACAGGUCGACGAACGGGAACAGUCCCGGGGCGAAUUGUCCUUUAUCGGGGGGCGCCAUUCGAUCAGCAUGCGUGCGUCGAUCGGCGAGAAGCUGUCUUCGACACACAUUGGCGAGGUGGAUCCUCUCGGUCCAAUGGCCAAUGUUGAAACGGUUUUUGCUUCAGCUGAGAACGCGCAAUCCCCUGUAAAGGAGGGCGCAGACAGCUCUGAAAAGGUGGACGCGCACUCCCCUGCAAAGGAUGAUUCGAGCAGCGUACGAUUGAUCGAAAAAUCGGAAGAAAUCCUCUGCCUCAGCAGCAGCGACGAUGAGGGGGAAGUGACGUUCGUGGAGGAAACGAGGCCAUCGAUCGACGUUAAGACUCGUCCACAAGCGCUUGUCCAACCGACCAUAACGUCGUUCGUGCGCAAUCAGGACCCGCCGCAGCAGCGACAGCGCGUCUCCCAAAGCGAGUACGACGCCAAGGUGCGGCGCAUGGCGGAGCUUAAAAGCCAGGUCGUGAUGAUCGACAACGUGAUGCGCAACAGUGCCAAGCUGCCGGACAAGGGGGCCGGGCUGGUGCGCCGGCUGGCCGAGGUAAAGUCGCAAAUAUUCGAGCUCUCGAAGGACAUCGAGAUGACGCGUGCGACGCCGAGCAAGGGCAUCAAGAAAACGAUACAGCGAAACUUUGACGAAAACAUCAGCGGUGGCGAUACGAAGCCCCGGCCGGCCGAUCACAUCUCGUGGGACACGAUCAAGCGGGCGACGGACGAUAUACAGCCGCGGCACACCGGCAAGCAGGGCAUUGCGACGUUCGAGAACCAGAAGCUGCUCACGAUGGACCGUCUGGAGACGCUGCACAAGUCGAUCGAGACGUGCCCGUCCGAGGACACGCUGGCCGAUCCGCCCAAGCUGCUCAAGAUCGACCUGAUGGACCAUCAGCGGCACGCGCUCGCGUGGAUGCUGUGGCGCGAGACGCAAAAGCCGCGCGGUGGCAUCCUGGCGGACGACAUGGGGCUCGGCAAGACGCUGAGCAUGAUCUCGCUGGUGCUGAAGUCGGCCGAGCUCGAUCCGGACGGGGAGCAGCUGGAGCGGGCGAGCGAAAGCGAGGACGACGAGGGGGACGAGGAAAACCACAACCCGAACGGGGGGUGGAAGAGCAAGGGCCGGAAGGAUUAUUAUGCGGGCGGAACGCUGAUCGUGUGCCCGGCGUCGCUCAUGCGCCAGUGGGAGGGCGAGAUAACGAAUCGCGUCAAGCGCAACAGUUUGUCCGUCUGCGUCCAUCACGGCACGCAGCGCGAGUCGAAGCCGCGCCAUCUCGCCAAGUACGACGUGGUCAUCACGACGUACAAUCUGGUGUCGCGAGAAGGCAGGGCGGGGACGGCGCGCGGUGCCAGCGGCGUGUACGGCGUGAACUGGGAGCGCAUCAUACUGGACGAGGCGCACGUGAUCCGCAACCACAAGAGCGCCAUGUCGGAGGCGUGCUGCGGGCUGAAGGGCCGGUACCGGUGGCUGCUGACCGGCACGCCGAUCCAGAACAAGGAGAUGGACGUGUACGCGCUGAUGAAGUUCCUGCGCUGCACGCCGUUCAACGAUCUCGUGCACUGGAAGCGCUGGAUCGACAACAAGACGGCGGGCGGGGCGAUGCGGCUGAACACGAUCAUGAAGUCGAUCAUGCUGCGGCGCACGAAGAAGCAGCUGCAGGAGCGGGGCGCCCUAACCAGCCUGCCGUCCAAAACGAUCGAGAUAAUCGAGGUGCAGCUGGAGAAGGACGAGAUGAACGUCUACCAGAAGGUGCUGAUGUACUCGAAGCACCUGUUCGCUCAGUUUCUGCAUCAGCGGGCGGAGAAGGAGCAUGCCAUAAACUAUGGGUUCGGAGGAGCCCGGCCCACCUUUAGUCAGCGGGCCCAUGGGGGCGCUAACCAGGCGUUCGACAAGGUGCACCAGAAGCUGAAGAGCAUGCACGCGGCGAAGGACGGGAACGAGGUGAAGCAGCAUCAGAUUUUGGUGCUGCUGCUGCGCCUGCGGCAGGUCUGCUGCCAUCCGGGGCUGAUCUACGAGAUGCUGUCGGACGACGAUCAGAGCAAUCUGGACAUGACGGGAGGCGAGCAGGACGAGGGCAGCUUCGGGGCGGAGGUCGAUCUGCUCGGUGCGCUCAACAAGCUGAAGCUGAGCGACGUGCUUGCGGACCACGAGGCAAAGGUGGCGGCGAACGGUGGGGCGGACGGAAGCAAGCAGGAGCUGUCGCUGAACCUGUCCGACCAGUUCGACCGGCCGGAAGCGAUGGCAAAGGCGGCCUCGAAGGUGAUGCUCAAAUCGAACCCCAUCUUCCGGAUCGAGCGACCUAGCUCGAAGAUCGAGAAGACGAUGCAGCUGCUGGAGGAGAAAAUCUUCCACACCAACGAUAAGGCAAUCAUCGUGUCGCAGUGGACCAGCAUGCUGGACAUUCUGGCGACCCAUCUGUCGGAGCGUAACGUGCCGUUCGUGUCGCUGACGGGCAAAGUGCAGGUUAAGUUCCGUAACGACAUUGUGUUGGAGUUUAACAAGCCGUCCGGGAAAUCGAAGAUUAUGCUUCUUUCACUGACGGCCGGUGGCGUUGGACUGAAUCUCGUCGGUGCGAACCAUUUGCUGCUGCUCGAUCCGCACUGGAACCCACAGCUCGAGGCGCAAGCCCAAGAUCGGGUGUAUCGCGUCGGUCAGACCAAGCCAGUCUACAUUUGGAAAUUCAUGUGUGCUGAAACGGUGGAGCAGAAGAUUCAUGCACUGCAGGAGCACAAACUAGGCAUCGCGGACGGCGUUCUGACCGGCACGGUCAACAAGGGCAGCAAGCUCACGAUCGACGAUUUGAGAUCGCUGUUCGGGCUGUAAUCGUAUCAUCAUGGACACACGCACAACCAACAGUCCCGUGAUCUGUGAUAUUUCGAUUGUAGUGGGUGCGCUGCUGCUGUAUAAUAUGCAUUGCGUGUGUGCAGCAUUCAGGAUUCUCUCUCUCUCUCUCUGGUUGCCGUCGUCGUCGAUGGUGAAGAAUAUGCUCGGUGAACUUAAAAAAAAACGACUUUAAAAUGGUACAAAUCCCCACCCAACGGAACGCAUCGAAGGAGGGGGCAAUGAUGAACAACGAGCUCGAUGGAGGAUAAUUUUACUAGCGAUGUAAGGAUUUUCUUUUAUAAAAUAAAACAAACACU